Molecule: messenger RNA, 1140 nt
Organism: Dentiscutata heterogama
Lineage: Eukaryota; Fungi; Glomeromycota; Glomeromycetes; Diversisporales; Gigasporaceae
Source: the annotation of a GenBank genome assembly
AUGGAAGUGUUUCGUGCGGAAACAGGAAAACGUCUUAAAGUCUCUAAAAAGUUUGAGAGUUUGAGUUUCCUUAAAGCAGAGCUCGAACAACUAUCCGGUGUUCCAAUAUCUUCACAGAUCUUAAUAACGGGUGCUGGAAUCCAACUUAGAGAUGAUAUAGACGUCAAGAACGAACGCAUAUUUCUUUUCAACAGAGAACUUUUAGAUUCUAAUAUUACAAUGAAUAUAGAAUCUCUUAAUGAAAAACUUCUCUUAGAACCUCCCAUCAUUGCAUCGAUCACUACAUUUGCGACUGAAAAAGCUCAAAAAUCAUCUGCAUUAAACAUUUUGAAUAUUUCCGAUGAAUGUGGUACUUAUGCCAAUUUAUUUCAAAAGAAUCAUUCCCAAGGACAGAUGUUCAUAUCCAAAUCCUUUUUAUCUUCGAAGUCAUUCAUUAAAGCAGCCGCCAUUCAUACUGAACUUUGUGAACGUCUCUAUCAAGAACAAAGGGUACAACUAAUAGCUUUAGACGUUGCCCUUUCGAACCUUGAUUCCCAUUGCCGCUCAAUUGUCGAAGUCCACGAGGUAUUUAACGCGAUUUCCGAAAAAGAAAUUAGCAAGCAGAAUAUGUUGGUUAAAAGUCUGCCGAUAGAUAUAGAAAUUAUUCGUAAUAUUUCCGUUCAUCCAGAACUUUUAAAAUCCGCUGGCAUUACUGUGAAUAGCCAAAAAUCAUAUUCUUUGGCUGACUUUGUAUCCCUAGAUGAGUUUACAACUCUAGCUGAAAAAGGACGAGAUGCAUAUGGUCAACUUUCUCGAAGUGUGCAAGAAUUGGAAAAUACAGUUCAAUAUGUAAAAUUGGGUACGGAAACGGUGAAAAAAAAGAAGUAUAACAACAAUUUUUCUAAAAUGGAGAGCUCUUUGAUCCAAAUUCGAGAAAGGUUCGCCAAACUAAGAAAACAUGCUGAGACAAUAGAGCGAGAUCUCUCACGCGUUCAAAGCAAAAUUUCCGAAAUUCUUAAAUCGAAUGCUAGAUCUUUAUCAUCACAAUCAAUAAAUACUUUCGAGGCUCUUGCUGAAUAUCAUGCCAAGGAAUAUCUACCUGAUAUGCAAGGAAUAGAUGAAUGGUUACGUGAACAAGUGGCAUUUUUUGUAAAAUGCAAG